GAGUUGGAGCUUGGUGUUAAGCUGGUCGGUCUGGCACGGGCUGGUUGGUCGGUUUGUUGAGGGGUAGCCAUGGCUCGACUCGCUGUGCUACUGCUGUUACCGGUUCUUAUUGAAUCAGUAUCUUCCAUUUCUUUCUUUUUACCCGUCAAUACAAGAAAGUGUUUACGAGAGGAGAUCCACAAAGACGUCCUGGUCACGGGAGAAUAUGAAAUUAGCGAACAGGCGAACACGAAAACAAAUCUGAAGGUGAGCACAGACCUGCGGCUAUCUGUCACUCUGUUUUCAGGCCGAAAAGACGCAUGAUAGUUGCCUGUAUGUCCAACUACAUGUGCGGUAUCGAGUCAGAUACACACGCAAGAGGAGGGAUGGUGUUGUACGGCUGAAAUUGAAGCUAGCUGUUGUUAGUUAGUGCCGCAGCUAGCUUAGGCCUCUGAAAGUGCUCUUCCUGGUUCCAGUGGCUAAUUAGCAUGCUAACACCAGUGAUCCCUUCUAGCGUUUUUUUAACGUUCUGCGUCAAAAAGGAACCACUUCUACAUCAAUAGUCUGCAUUGUAUUACUGAUGUCAGCCAACAGUCCAACAAUUAUAGUGCUCUGUAUUAGAUGUAAUAAUCUCAUGUGCGAGAUAUCGGCUCUGCUCUGCUGCUGUUACACGUCAGUCUUACCGUCCAUUAGCACAUUAGCCAAUUACACGUCAAACUACAGCUGAACGUGCUGACAGCUUAUAAAAUGCGGUUUGGUUAUAAUUUCCACGUAGCAAAAAAUGCUCUGCUCCAUCUUUUCGUUCUUGACUGACAGUGGCCUAAUUAUAAUGUUCUUCUAUUCUUACAAAUUAGUCUCCAUUUCGUAACAGCUGCCAAGGAGAGACCGGUAAUUGAUUCAUAGUAAUACAGAGCUCAUUAAAAAGGCUCGGUGAUUUGAGCUAUUGGGCUUGAUGUUGUCUGGUAAUAUAAGUUAUUGGCCAAGAUUAAGUCAGUCUUAAUUUAUGUGUCACCACAUCACUACAAACGCCACCAACACGCUUUACAAGAAGCGCAGGUCUAAACUCUACCAUGUUUUUAUUAUUUACAAAGAUCCAAUAUCAAGAUUCAGUCCUAUCUUACCGGCUAACUCUCAGUCCAAUUUUUAUUUUGAUCUACCAUAAGUAGAACAGUUUGCAGUCAAGGUAGGGCUCGGCGAUAAAAUGAUUAUAAUACAUAUCAAAAAUUAAUUUCCCUCUAUCAAUGUUAAACAUGGUCAAUAUCCUUUUCCAUAGUCAGCAUUCUGCCAUGUUUUGGUAGACUAUACGAAUAGCCAAUGAAAAAAGAGUUGCUCCGGGUCCGCUUUGUGCUGAACCAUUCAUGUGCUGAAUUAGAACCAAGUACCAAACAACAGCUGGUAGCAGGCUGCAGCUACAUGCAACCGUUACACCUUAACACGUGACAGGUGAGAAAAGAAGAAAAUGAGUGCUACCCCCAGCAGAAAUGCAGAUGAAGGCUCAACAGAUGACGACAUUGCACAUGAAGCAAAGUAAUGAGCGCUACAAAUUUUGUCAAGUACAUGCUUUCGCAUAGUCAGGGAAUACCUCAAAUCUUUUUCACCACCUGAAGCAGUGUCAUGCGGCAAAUCACGCACAAUGCAAAAGGUUACAAACCAAGAGCGGAGCAAGGAGCCCAUGGCGCCUGUGCAGCCGAAACAGUCGACCAUUCAGUUUACUUUCUCUAGUGCAACGCCUUAUGAAAAAAAGUCGAAGAGACACAAAGACCUCACAGAUGCAGUAGCUUAUUGUGUUGCAAAAGACAUGCUGCCAAUAAGCACUGUAAAAUUUCAUUUUUUACUUUGACUGAUAUGAGAAAAAUGUAUUGUGAUAAACUUUUUCCCAUAUCGCCGAGCCCUAGGUCAAGGAAAACCUAUUAAAUAGGGCAAACCAGACUUAUGUUGAACAGCCAUCUGCCUUGAUCAUGUUGGGAUUGUUUUAUUAUCAAAAUAUUUAAAGUCAAAUUAUAUCCCUCUUGCUUAACAGGACUUGUUUACUCUUCCCACUGAAAUCUUAAAUGUUCUGAUUUUAUGUAGCAAACUUUGAUUUAUCAUCAAUAUUCACAUUUGAGAUUCUCCACCCAGAGAUGAUAUUUAGUAAAAGGCUUGGUUUUCCUAUUGUUCCAGUUGUGAUAGACUUCUCAUUCUUAUCUUUAACUUUACAGAUCACAGAUUCCUCCAGCCACACUCUUUACUCCAAGGAAGAUGCAACAAAAGGAAAGUUUGCAUUCACCACAGAAGACUAUGACAUGUUUGAGGUGUGCUUCGAGAGCAAAUCACCCAUGGGUAAGUCGCACAAUCAGGCAAAAUGGGCUUUUAAUUGUUUUACUUGAAAGCACACUCAUGAUUUAUUAUCACAACAAAAAAAAUGUUAGGAAUUCUGAACAUUUUGUCCCAGAAGUACUACCUGUAAAUAGAUGAAAUUAUUACUUCAUUGUCUUUAUACGAAUACAGAGGGAAAAUUGAAGUUGCGUGUCAUGCAAAAUAAAAUUUGCACAGGCAUAGUGUAAAAAAAGGUGAAGAAGUUCAAAAUGAGUGAGAGGAAACUCUCCGUUAGUUAUACUCAAGCUAAAAAAUUAUACAAGUUGUGCAUCAGUUGCAGUUGGCAAGUUUAAGGUUUUGUUUUCACUUGAACUCGAGCAGGUUUGCACAGCACAAUGAACAGUAGUCAUCAUUUCAUGAAAAGUGCUUUAUUAAUAAAUUCUGAUUGAUUGUCUAAUUUACUUCAUUUGAUCCCAUAUGAUGCUAAAAAUUCUGCUUAUUUCAAUUAGGGACCGGAAGGGUGCCUGAUCAGCUGGUCAACCUUGACAUGAAGCAUGGUGUUGAGGCCAAAAACUAUGAAGAGGUAAAAGGCGUCUAAAGUGUUGCAUUGAUUUGAUUUCUAUACUUUAGGUAGGAUAAACAAAAAAGGUUGAUAUGCUAUUUAACUGCUUGUCAGAACAGGGGGUGGGGUUAGGGAUUAGACUGAGAGUGAGAGAGGGAUGGCCUUGUUGACAUGAAAAACUUGUCGGUUACCUCUGCUGUUAACAGACAUUUCAUAGUUUCCUUUGUCAGAUCUUGUUCAUGGCUUCAGUUUGUCACAGUAUUUACUGAAGUGGUCGGGGUCUUUGCCACCACAUCCACAAAAAUUCUCCAUAAAAGGGACAUAUCCUUGUGCAUCAUCGCUUUACGCAGAUUUUCCUCCAAGAGUCAGGAUAACACUUGGUGUUGCAGGUGCCUGAGGCAACACUUUAAAAUAAGAUGUGAUACAUCUCUGUGAGCUGAGAAUCACCCUCCCUCCCACACGCCUCAUGAACAUGACGUCCUGUUCUGCAGAGUGUGCAGGCGGGUGUUCAGGGAGAGCUAGGUGGGCAUGCCUGUCUGCAGGCAGGUGGGUGGAGUUUUAUUUACAUAUUUAUGAAUGUCUAUAAAGGGGAUGGUUACUGCUGUGAACACCAGUGAUGUUUUAAAGGUCCCUGCUCUGUACACAGUGCAUGAAAAUCUGUUAUUUGGCAGAUGUACUUACAGAGGUGUUUUCUUGGCUCUGCACCUAUUAAAUGUGGUACAUACAGAGUUCCUAGCAGAUUUGACCUUACAGGCUUCUCAAGGAAAUGUCCCAGCUGUGCAGGCCAAAAACUCUGAAAAUAAAAAAACAUCUGUCUAAGAUGAGAGGCGUGUGCUUCAUACUCUGAAAAUGGCAUGAAAACAUUACUGGUAGCACUUAAUCUUACACUGUAUUAAUAUCUAAUGUCGAGGGCAUACAUCUUUGUGGCUGAACACCAUGUUGCUAAGAUAAGAGAAUUUCAUCAUUUCAACAAACAGCACCAGUUUCAAAAGUUAAAGACACACUUGAGGCAGUCCAGCUGUUCACUUCCCACCAGAGUUCAAAUAGCUCUCCCACCACCAGUCAGUGAACAGGUGUAUGGUGAACAACUGAAGAAUGAGCAGUCAUAGCUGAAGGGGGACACCUACUGGACCAAUUUUAUGAUGACACCCAGCGUCUUAUGAAACGGAAGUUUUCAAAGCACCCUCACUUCCCGAAGAUCACUUCUUGAGUAGCUCUGGUUUGUUUCCUCCAGAUCGCUAAGGUUGAGAAGCUGAAACCCCUGGAGGUGGAGCUGAGGCGGCUGGAGGACCUCUCAGAGUCCAUUGUGAACGACUUUGCUUACAUGAAGAAGAGAGAGGAGGAGAUGCGGGACACCAACGGUGAGAAAAGGAAGCUUUAAGCAAGUUUGCCAAAAUAACAUGAGCUCCAACCCAAGGUGGAAGACCAGACUUAGUUUAAGUUAUUAGAUGCAAAAAAGAGGGGAUGUGAGAUUGUGAACAACAGCUCUUUUGACAAAGAUGACUCCUGCAGCAUAAUUUUUGAGAUUAGCAGAGUAAAGACAGACUGGAAAGAAAAAGCAUAACAAACAGCUAAAUAAGAGACCUCUAACUUAGUCAUUGGUCAAAACAUGGUAAAUGUUUGGUCUGAGCCAAAAAUGAGCAGGUUCUGGUCACACACACAAGGACUUCUUAACAAACUGAUGUGACUUAACAUGUUGCACAAGAUCAGUUACGAGUGCGAUGUCUGCUCUGCCAUUUGAAAUCCAAGGUUUUAAUGCCCAUAGAAAAUAGGAAUGAGGUUGUCUUUAUUGAAUUUUAUUAAUUACAUGAACAAUAAGUCACUAACCACCUUCCCUCCCUCUCUGCAGAGUCCACCAACACACGGGUGCUGUACUUCAGCAUAUUUUCCAUGUGCUGUCUCAUCGGCCUGGCUACAUGGCAGGUCUUCUACUUGCGGCGGUUCUUCAAGGCGAAGAAGCUCAUCGAGUAGAGGGACUUGUAGCUCCUGUACCUCAGGAGGGGGGAAGCUGCCUGCCAGCCAGCCAACACAUCCCAACAUCCACCUUCCUUGGACUAGCUUCAGCAAACAGCAAGUGGGGUUAAGGGGCUCAAGUUCUACUUUUUCCGGCUGUGAGAGAAAGAGUACCCGGGUUGUCCUCUGAGAAUAAAAAAAAUGAUUCACCUGCUUAUGAAGUUUUCUGAAACAUGAAAAGCGCUGUAGGGAGAAAUGCACUGUGAGUCAUGAGAGACAUGUUCGUCUCUCUCCAUGGUACCUCUCAUUUCUGUCUGCAUUGUUUUGAAUGUUGCAGCAAACUGAAUGAGAACUUGUUCCUUCAAUCAGUUGAACAGUGAUGUUUGAUUUCGAGCUUGGAUGUGCCAUGAGCGAAUGUCUUUUGCCCCUGUGUUGAUGUACACAUUCUUUGCCACACCAAGCAAACUAGAUCCUUGGUGCCCUUUUUAUCAAGUGAAGGCUAUUUGAAAAAAGUGGUUUGUUGUUACUUUGAUGAGAAAAUUGGCAACCACUGAACUUCUGUUUUUGUCACUUAAUUUGCAUACAUGUUUGGUAGCUAAAUUUAACCGUGUCUUUAGUUUGUUUUCAUAUUGUAAAUGCUACUUAGUUGCUUAAAUUGGUUUAUUUUUGUGGUGGGGGAGUUGUGAGCUUCAGAGUAAUAUUCUCUUAGUUAUUAUAAAAAGGUCACCUCUAUAAGCUCUUGCACAUUCUAGUUUUGUUUAUGAAACACCUGAACAUUAAUUUAUCAUUCAUCAAAUAGCCAGAAACCAAAAGCUUGGUCUUUAUACUCACACAAGUUGCUCUUCUCGUGAUGCAAUUGAUGGAGGUUUUUACAGCAAACUUGAAGUGUGUUCUCCUGAUAUUCUCAGCAACCUCCUUUCAGUCAUUUGCCCCUUUAUCUUUACACACUGGUAAAUUUAGUUAUUUCUUUGUAAUUUUCAAAAUAUUACACAUUCUCCACUUCCAUCCAGCUUACUUUAUUUGUUUUGUUGUUUUUUUUUCUUUUUUUCAAAAAUCCAUUUGAGGCUUGGGUUACAGGAGUGUGUGGGUUUGUUUUUGCAAGGGAUUAAUCAAGGCAUCUGUCAUGGAUACAUUUUUAACAAUGGACGUGCACAUUGUGCAUUAUCAAUUUUUAUGUUGACUGAUAAAUUUUGUAAAUUUGUGUUGGGCUUUUAUUCAAUAAAAUAUUGGAUGGAUUUACAUUAUUUA
Messenger RNA from Xyrichtys novacula (pearly razorfish), 6037 nucleotides. The record is from the annotation of a GenBank genome assembly. Lineage: Eukaryota; Metazoa; Chordata; Actinopteri; Labriformes; Labridae.